Staurois parvus is the source of this 1570-nucleotide messenger RNA. Lineage: Eukaryota; Metazoa; Chordata; Amphibia; Anura; Ranidae. The record is from the annotation of a GenBank genome assembly.
AUGAUGAUGCUAAGCCAGAGGAGCAGACCACUGCGCUGCAGGGAGGUGACUGGGCCCACCCCUCAUUCGGUGGCCGUGAAAGCCAAAUUCCCAACCAGCAGACCACUUGACUACAUUACACUAGAGCGCAGGAAACGGGAUGACCUGCGUGAUCAGAUGUUGGCUUUCACCAAGGAGAAUGACUAUAAAGAUCUGAAGAGCAAAUGGGAGCUGCUCACCGAUCACAAGAUACUGCAUAACACGGUCCAGAGGAAGGUGAAUGAGACAAUGGAGGAGUACCAGAUGCAGAUUGAGGAACGCAGAGACAGACUGAAGGCCUUGCUGGAGACAGAGGAGCUGAAGUACAUCCAAGAGAUGGAGUCCAUGGAGGAGACCACCCUGGAGAGACAGGCCAAGAUGAGGGAGAGAGCCAAGAGCCUCCGAGAAAGACGGGAGAAGGAAAGGCUGGCACUGGUGGUAGAAAAGCGUGACCAGCAGUUCAGGGAGCAGUGUGAGGAGCUGCGGGCUCUGAGGUCACGGAUACACCAGAACGAGGUGUGUACAGAGAGGAUGGCACAGCUGGCACUGAAAGAGGAGUUGGAGAAGCAGAGGAAGGAAGAAGAGAACCUGUUUGCUGAGCUCUGGGAGAAAGACCGAUUGACUAAAGUGGAGAACGAGGAGAAGAAAACCCAAAAGCAAAUGGAGCUGAACCGGGAAAUGUUGGAUGUCCUCCAAGCCCAGAGAACAGCCGCCGACGCUCAGAAAAUGGAGGAGAAAAGGCUCAAAGAGGAGGAGGCCCACUUACUGGCGGAGCAGAGGAAGCUCAUGAAGAUGGAGGAUGAACGCGCUUUGCGGGAAAAGCAGCAAAAACAGUCUCAGGUCAGGAACAUGUUGGAUCAUUCCAUCCGCCUGAAGAUGAAGCGAUUGGCUCGAGACCAGCAGGAGGAGCUAGCGCUUGACAUGAAGAUCAUGGAGCAGAUCAUGCAAGCAAGACACUCAUGAUGAUACAGAAGAGAAGCGCCAGAGGAAGAUGGAGCUGCAGAAAGAGCAGCAGAUCUACAGACAGUACCUGGCCCAACAGCUGGAGGAGGAGAAGAGACAAGAGAGGGAGAUGGACAAGCUGAUUGAGGCUGAGCUAGAGAAAUCCUGGGCCAAGAGGGCAGAGCAGCUGCGGCUGGAGAAGGAGGCCAGGAAUCGGCUGAUGAAGGAUGUCAUGGACACCCGAAGACUCCAGAUCCAAGAGAAGUUGGAAAGGAAUGCCAGACAACAGGAAGAGCUGGCCCAGGAUAAGGAACUUUUGGAAAAAGCUGUGGCAGAACACAGGCAGCUGGAGAUGGAGAGGAAUACCAGGACGGUGAAGACAGCCCAGCAGUACCAGCACCAGCUUCUCUCUCAGGUGGCAUACCAGCAACAGUUGCGGGAGGCGGAAAAGGAGGAGGAGCGUCGAGAGUAUGAAUCUGGAUUACUGGUGGAGAAAUCAUACCAACAGAAGUUGCAAGACAUCCUGUCCAGACCGUACGUCCGCCAGGAGCACAUCCACCCCUUGAGAAGGACACGCCUCUCCAGCCCUAAAGACUGGCUGCCCCAGUAA